This is a messenger RNA of Emiliania huxleyi CCMP1516, 1078 nucleotides long. RefSeq lists its product as hypothetical. NCBI's taxonomy places the organism in Eukaryota, Haptophyta, Isochrysidales, Noelaerhabdaceae. The annotation marks the transcript as partial. The transcript is spliced from 2 exons. The record is from RefSeq and is a predicted model, not a curated record.
GAGUCCACGGGAUUAGGUGCACACGCCGGGCUACCUUCAACAUCGCGAGAUUGCACGAGAGUCCACGAGAGUCCACGGGAUUAGGUGCACACGCCGGGCUACCUUCAACAUCGCGAGAUUGCACGAGAGUCCACGAGAGUCCACGGGAUUAGGUGCACACGCCGGGCUACCUUCAACAUCGCGAGAUUGCACGAGAGUCCACGAGAGUCCACGGGAUUAGGUGCACACGCCGGGCUACCUUCAACAUCGCGAGAUUGCACGAGAGUCCACGAGAGUCCACGGGAUUAGGUGCACACGCCGGGCUACCUUCAACAUCGCGAGAUUGCACGAGAGUCCACGAGAGUCCACGGGAUUAGGUGCACACGCCGGGCUACCUUCAACAUCGCGAGAUUGCACGAGAGUCCACGAGAGUCCACGGGAUUAGGUGCACACGCCGGGCUACCUUCAACAUCGCGAGAUUGCACGAGAGUCCACGAGAGUCCACGGGAUUAGGUGCACACGCCGGGCUACCUUCAACAUCGCGAGAUUGCACGAGAGUCCACGAGAGUCCACGGGAUUAGGUGCACACGCCGGGCUACCUUCAACAUCGCGAGAGUCCACGAGAGUCCACGAGAGUCCACGGGAUUAGGUGCACACGCCGGGCUACCUUCAACAUCGCGAGAUUGCACGAGAGUCCACGAGAGUCCACGGGAUUAGGUGCACACGCCGGGCUACCUUCAACAUCGCGAGAUUGCACGAGAGUCCACGAGAGUCCACGGGAUUAGGUGCACACGCCGGGCUACCUUCAACAUCGCGAGAUUGCACGAGAGUCCACGAGAGUCCACGGGAUUAGGUGCACACGCCGGGCUACCUUCAACAUCGCGAGAUUGCACGAGAGUCCACGAGAGUCCACGAGAGUCCACGGGAUUAGGUGCACACGCCGGGCUACCUUCAACAUCGCGAGAUUGCACGAGAGUCCACGAGAGUCCACGGGAUUAGGUGCACACGCUGGGCUACCUCAACAUCGCGUGGACGUUGCGCGCCGAGCUCAUGUACAAGUGGACCUGCCGCCUCCUCACCACAUGCGCGCCAAGGGUCC